Molecule: messenger RNA, 3354 nt
Organism: Brettanomyces nanus
Lineage: Eukaryota; Fungi; Ascomycota; Pichiomycetes; Pichiales; Pichiaceae
Exons: 1
Coding region: 1-3354 (1117 amino acids)
Biological process (GO): regulation of DNA-templated transcription
Cellular component (GO): Cdc73/Paf1 complex
Molecular function (GO): RNA polymerase II complex binding
Source: RefSeq, a predicted model, not a curated record
AUGUCUCUAUCUGCAAACUAUUAUUUGAGCAGUAUUGCCGAUCCUGUGUUAAGGGAGAAGUAUAUUUCUCAUAAUAUAACAGUUCCUUUGAAGGAAGAAGGUGAAGAAGUGGUGAUUGAUGCUGAAGAUGAUCUUCCGGAGGAUUCCAGUGAGCUAUGCACCUUAUUGACGAAUGAGGAGUGCAAGCCGGAAUAUUGGCUUCUUGUGGCGAAGGCUUAUGCUAAUAGAAAUAUGUAUGAUGAGGCAUUGAAUGUUGUUAAGCAGGCCCUAGAGAGCCCCUUUAUUUCCCAUGAGGACAAUCUAAUCGUCAGCAGUUUUCACAACUUCCUUUCUUGGUUAUAUGUGGCACGUGCUGGAGAUGGUAGUUCUUCCGAAUCAGCCAGUUUUCUUGAAACUGCCAAUACUGAGAUUCAGACCUCUCUAUCAUUACUUCCAGGCAACGAGAGUAGCAUUUUAGCUCAGGCAACCGUCAUGCUUGCAUCACAGCAUCAGAAUGGCAAGAAUCUGAAUUUUGAAAAAGAGUCUAGACUCUUGGAUUCAGUGCUCAAGAAAAACCAUCACAAUUGCUACGCUUUGUUAGCCAAGGCCAAGAUCUUCUUCUAUAGACAGAACUAUCUUGCAGCUUUGAAGGUCUUUCAAAGAGUGUUGAUUUUGAAUCCAUUACUAUUACCUGAUGCCAGAAUCGGAAUUGGUAUGUGCUAUUGGUUCCUUGACAGAAAGGAUUUAGCUGCUCAAGCAUGGAAGAACAGUGUUCUGGUUCAUAGAGACAACAACACGGAGGCCAAAAUUUUGACCUGCUUGUCGAAAUUCGAUGACUGCUUCACCAAUUCCAAAACUGACGACGAGUUUAAAAGUAAUUACGAGCAGGCUCUUGAGUUCACCAGAGCAACAUAUACUGAGGAUCCUUCCAACGGUGUUAUUCUGAUAGUUUUGGCUUCUUUCUAUUUCUUCAAGGGUGAAUUUGAUACUGUUUUGCGCAUCUGUGAUCAUAUUUUGACCACUGCUGGCUAUAUUCCUUCCCUAUUAAAAAGCGAUGCCCUAUUUUGGAAAGCCCGUUGUGAGUUUGUCAAUGGUAAGGAUAUUCAUAAGGCACAGAAGUUGUUCUCGGAGGCAAUGAGGGCGAACGAUCGUAAUUUCUUGGCACGUGCUGGCUAUGGGCAAUGCUUAGUUGUUCGUAAGCAAUUUAACGAUGCCAUAAGAACGUUUGAAAAGAUCGAGGAUUCUCUCCCGCAAAGUUUGGAGGUUAUACUUGCUCUUGGUAUGCUCUAUGCUAAAUCUUCAAGGUACCGUCGUCACGCUAUUGAGUAUCUAGAAAAGUAUGUGAAACUUGCCGUUGAUAAACAGGAACCAAUCAGUUUGACCGCUCUCUUCACUCUUUCUAAACUAUUUGAGGACCGUGAUAUUUCGAAAGCUUUGGAGUACUUACGGAUGGCCAAAGAUCAAGAAAUUGCAGCUGGCAAAACUGAUAAGCAAAUAUCGUACUCUUUGCUUAACAAUAUUGGGGUAUUGGCUACUCUUUGUGAUAAGGAUGGCUCCAGAGAGUUUGAUUCCGCCCUAGAGGUACUUCAGACUACUGCCUUCGAUACAGAAGAGCUUAAAAAGGCUUCAGACGUGACUUUAAGGUACAAUGUGGCCAGAACAAGGGAAUCCAGCGGUAGACCUGAAGAUAUCAAAAGUUCUAUGGUCAUGUAUAAGGAAAUUCUUGAGGAUUGCCCUCAUUACACAAGUGCGAAGAUUAGAUGGCUUCUUUUGGCUUGUGUUUCGGAGGAUAAGCAUAUCAAAGAGGAACUGGACAACUUAUUGUCUGAAGAGCCGGACAACAUGGAAGUCAGGUCUUUUUACGGUUGGUAUUUGAAAAACUACGAUAAGAGGCAUCACUUGUCUACUGACAAGGAACAUGAUCUUGAGUCCGAGCUUCAUCGUGAUACUUUGGUGAAGUAUACAUCUCAUGAUAUGUACGCUCUUAUUUCAUUGGCCAAUGUUUACUGUUCAUUAGCAAGAGAGGCUAAAGAUGCACGUAAGAAGGAGCAGUAUUACGUGAGAUCUGCCCAGUUGUACCAGAAGGUACUCGGCUUGGAUCCUAAGGAUGUGUAUGCCGCACAAGGUAUUGCCAUCAUAUUUGCUCAAAAGAAGCAGACGGGAUUUGCACUCGAGAUAUUCCGUCGUGUCCGUGACUGUCUCAACAGUAAGUUUGUCUAUAUCAAUUUGGGACAUUGUCUCUUGGAAUCGAAGCAAUACGCUAAAGCUAUUGAAAACUAUCAGUUAGCAAUGGACAAGUUUGUUACCGAUGAUAAGGAUGCCAAGUUGCUAAAUUUCCUUUCACGUGCUUGGUUGUAUAGAGGACUCAACGAGAAGGAUUCGGGUUGCUUCAAGAAGUCGUUGGAACUUAUUGAAAAAGCAUACGAGAUCAAUCCGCUAUCUGCAUACAAAUACAACAUUACGUUUGUUCAGUUUCAAAUGGCCGACUUUCUUCGGAAGCAACCGUCUGUUAAGAGGCGCGUUUCUGACUUGCAAUUUGGCAAAGAAGGACUUAACAAGGCCAUCAAAUCGCUCAACGAGUUGGCCGAGGAUAAAGAGAAGAAACCACCAUAUCCAUCAGAUGACUUGAAACUUCGCGCGGAACUAGCCACUGGAUUAAUCAAGCAUCUCGAUACGGCUAUUGAGACGCAGAUACAGUUCCAAGCAGUACAAACCAAUAGAUUGGAAGAGGCCAGAAAGAAGCAUGAAGAGGAGGAAAAGGAAAAAAUGGCCAAACAGAAAAUAUUUGAAGAGGAGAAGCAGAGAGAAGAAGAGAAGCUUGUUGCCGAAAGACUUGAACUCGAUAAACAACAGCAAGAAUGGAAUAAGAUACGUCUUGACGAAGCCAAAGAUAGAAAAGAUGAAAUUGAUGCCGAUGAAGAUGGAGAUGCUGGCAAAAAGACUACAAAGAGGAGAGGCAGAAAGAGCAAAGGUAAGGCUAAAGGAAAAGAAAAAGAAAAAGAAAAAGAAAAGGAAGACUUUAUUGUUUCUGAUUCUGACUCGGAAGAGAAGCUUGAUUUAUAUGAUGAUGAGGGAGAUGACAAGGACGAUGGCGACGACAAGGAUGAGGGCGAUGACAAGGACGAUGGUGAUGACAAGGACGAUGGAGACUUGUUUGGAGACGAGAAUGAUAAGAAGAGAAAGAGUGAUGAUAGCUCGUCAGACAACAAGCAGAAGACCAAGAAGAGACACGUUCUCAAAAAGAGAAAGAAGUUGUCUAAAGAGACAAUUGAAGACAGUAGCGAUGAAUUGAAGAACGAAAGUUAUGAUGAAAGUGAAGAGAAGAAGAUUGAUAGGAAAAAGAAUACGAUUGUCGACGAUGAAGACGAAGAAUAG